AUGGAAUUUACCCAAAACCAGAGAAGCAAAAUCAUACAGUGAAACUACUCCACGGUGACUGAAUUUAUCCUGCUGGGACUCACAGACCAAGCAGAGCUGCAGCCCGUCCUCCUCAUCUUCCUAGUCAUCUACCUCAUCACCAUCACUGGGAAUGUGACCAUGAUUCUCCUUGUCAGAAGCGACCCAAAACUCCACAGCCCCAUGUACUUCUUCCUCAGCCACCUCACCUUUGUGAAUCUAUGUUAUGCAACUACUGUCAUUCCCAAGAUGCUGGUGAAUUUCUUAUCCAAGAGGAAAACAAUCUCCUUCAUUGGCUGUAUGAUACAAUUCAACCCUUUCAUUGCCCUGGGGAUCACAGAUUGAUAUAUGCUCCCAGUGAUGGCUAACAACUGCUACGUGGCCAUCUGCCAGCCCUUCCUGUAUGACAGCAAAAUGUCCAGGUGUGUCUGUCUCUCUCUUGUGGCUGCUCCUUACCUCUAUGGCUGUGCAAAUGGCCUGGCACAAACCAUCCUGGUGCUUCUUCUGACCAUCUGUGGACCUAAGGAGAGCAACCACUUCUAUUGUGCUGAACCCCUGCUCAUGGUCCUGGCCUGCUGAGACACGUAUGUUAAGGAGACUAUGAGCAAAUUCAGCCACAGCACAGGCACAGAAUCUGUCUUGCUGGGGCUCACAGAUUGCCUGGAGCUCCAGCCUCUGCUCUUGGCGCUCUUCCUGCUUGCUUCCCUUGUCACCACACUAGGCAACCUGGGAAUGGUAGAGCUGAUUGGACUGGACUCUCGCCUUCACAUGCCCAUGUACUUCUUCCUCACUCACCUGGGCCUGGUGGACCUGUGCUACAUCUUCAGCGCUACCCUGAAAAUGCUAACCAAUUUCCUAUCAGAUAGGGAGACCAUUUCCUUUGCUGGCUGCUUCACCCAGUAUUACGUUUUCAUUGCCCUUCUGCCCAUGGAGCUUUCCAUGCUGGCUGUAAUCAUCUAUGACCACUACAUGGCCAUCUGCUUGCCUCUGCACGACACUGUGAAGAUGUCUUGGCCUGUAUGCAUCAGUCUGGCCACCCUGCCCUAUGACCACAACUUCUCAGAUGGGCUGCUCCAUAUCAUCCUGACCUUCCGCCUGACCUUCUGCAGGUCCAGUGUCAUCAACCACUUCUACUCCGUGGACCCAACCCUCAUUAAGCUCUCUUACUCAGACUCUUAUGUCAAGGAAUAUGCCAUGUUCAUCUCGGCAGACUUCAAUCUGUCCACCUCCCUCAGCAUCAUCCUGGUGUCAUAUGCCUGCAUCGUCACUACCGUUCUUAGGAUCCUGUCUACAGAGGGCCAGUGCAAGGCCUUCUCCAUCUGUGGUUCUCACCUGACAGGUAUCACCUUAUUUUAUGGGACUCUCUUCUGCAUAUAUAUAAGGCCACCAAUAGAUGAGACUGUUGAAAAGUCCAAAAUAAUAGCUGUCUUCUGCACCUUCAUCAGUCCCACAGUUAAUCUAUUAAUGUACAGUGUGAGGAACAAAGAUGUGAAACAGGCUCUGAAGGAUGUCAUCAGAUGUAAUAUCCGCCAGGACAGUGUCAGUGCUUCCACUUUUCAGUAA
Cavia porcellus (domestic guinea pig) is the source of this 1581-nucleotide messenger RNA. RefSeq names its product olfactory receptor 5M11-like. Gene Ontology annotation, biological process: G protein-coupled receptor signaling pathway; sensory perception of smell. The transcript is spliced from 4 exons. Gene Ontology annotation, cellular component: membrane. The record is from RefSeq and is a predicted model, not a curated record. NCBI's taxonomy places the organism in Eukaryota, Metazoa, Chordata, Mammalia, Rodentia, Caviidae. Gene Ontology annotation, molecular function: odorant binding; olfactory receptor activity; G protein-coupled receptor activity.